CGGGAAGAGAAGACAGCUAUUAGUAAACCCAACACAAGUGAACCAAUUAAUGACAAAUUAAGGGAUAAUUGUGACCAUUUGACGAACGAUAAACCAGUGAUUAUUAAUACAAAUACGACAAUUAGUGCUUCUAAUACUAAUAUUGAUGAUAAAACUGAUAGUAAACUAUUGAAUGACAUUUCAGCUCAAAAUUCAACUAAAAUUAAUAGUCAAUUGAGUGGUGAGAAAGAUGUUGUGAAAGACAUGAGUGAAAUGAAGAGUGAAAUUAGUGAAAAUGGAGACUUAACUGAUAGUUGUAAUGACUUAAGUGAACAGAAGACGGCCAAUAAACCAGAUAUAGUUAGGCUCCACUUAUACGAAAAACCAAUGGCUAGUUUUGCUACAAAACCCCCCAAAUGUCACCAUCAGAGACACGACAGGACUAUUAGAAGGAAAACUCACUGCAAAGUGAAUUCAGCCAAAGACUAUUCCAUUCAACAAAAAAAAAAAGAGUCGACGGUUACAGAGAAUCGUAAAUUAGAAGACAAUGUUAGCAACGAUUUAGAGGUGACGGACAAUGUUGUGAGAGUUACAGUUGUGGACAAAACAGAGCCCAAACCUAUGAGUGAACGGUCGUCGCCUUCAAAUGACGAGUGUUUAGAGAAAAUUGAAAUUCAAGUCGAAUCAGCCAUACCUACGCCUAAGACAGCACUUCCAGAUCUGCCCUAUAAGGACGACCAGUGGACUCCUCUCAAUCCCGAAGGCAAAAAACAUAUACUUUCUCUGAAAAAUAUGCGGCAAUCUCUAUUCAGGAGAAAUUGUAUUCGACAUAUGAUGAGCGUUAUCCCUGUCUUAUAUCACUUGAAGACAAAAUUCCUCGUUUCUGAUCAAUUGGAAUCGAGCGGUGGUCACACUGAAGACGCGCCGCUCAACUUCUUUAUGCCCACAUAUGUUAAGUCUAACAGUAGAAUAGGAACGGUUCCCGGCCGACGGGUCAGUACUGGAAGACAACCCGAGACUAAGAAUCGAAAGAUUAUUUCUACUUCUCUGACACACGAAGUGAAACUCCACACAACAGAGAACGCGUGGAAACCGUUGGCGAAACAGUUUAAAGACGUGGCCGAUCCCGACGAACAGGAAACUCUGGAACUGCUUAAGAAGAUUCGAGGAAUUCUGAAUAAACUGACGCCACAGAAGUACGACGACUUAAGCAAACAGAUCCUGUCCUUCAAAAUCGACACCGAAGACCGACUCAAACGAGUCUUAGACCUGGUGUUUGAGAAAGCGGUGGACGAACCGGCCUUUUGUCUACAAUAUGCAAAUCUUUGCAAACAUUUGUCCAAAUUUAAAGUUAUGGUCAAUAAGGAAGAGAACGCCGAAGAAGUGAAGUUUCUUAAACUUCUUCUUCAUAAAUGUCAGAAGGAAUUCGAAGCAGACAUUUACGCGUCGAUCACUGAUUUGAAGGAACGACAAGAAGAGAUCGAGAAGUGCACUGAUCCGCAGCAGAAGAAGUUCAAGAGGGAAGUGCUCGACGAAGACAUGAGGAGAGCCCGGAAGAGGAGUUUGGGAAACAUUAAACUCAUUGGAGAGCUCUAUAAGUUAAAUAUGUUGAAAGCAAAUAUUAUGGUUCAGUGCAUUGACAACCUUAUCAAAGAUGCCGACGACGAGUCUCUCGAAUGUCUUUGCGCUCUCUUGAGGACAAUUGGAGGACAGAUCGAAUUGGAAGCGUCCAAAAGUCAACAGCAGACGAUGCUUUUGGACGCAUUCUUUGUGAAGAUGCAAAACGUGGCCGACCAUAAGGAUCCCAAAGUGAAGGGCACGUCGGCUCGCGUGCGCUUCAUGUUAAGAGACAUUAACGAUAUGCGAAGGAAUGGUUGGAAAGCUCGGAGGGACGAGAAUCUGCCCAAAAUGAUCGAUGAAAUCCAUUCGGACGCUCAGAAAGAAGACGAACAGAUGAUUAGAGAUCGUCACCAGCACUCCAGUAAGAAACAGCAGGAGGAAAGGGAUCACAACAAAAAAGGCGGACGACAGGGCAAUGAAUCGGGCGAAGGCGGCGCUCAAUGGACAACAGUAAUCGGCCGAAAGAGUCAAAACGCUUCCCAACCCAACAUUGACUGGCAGAAGAUGCGGAAUAUGCAACAACAAAACCACGACACCGUCCAAUUGGGACCACAAUCCGGUAGUGCCUGGGCUAUGGGCAGUCGCGGAGGUGGUGGUGGAGCCGGUGGUGGCGCCUCUUCUUCUCAGUCUCGAUUUGCGGCCGAAGACAAACAGCUCAAUAGGUUUUCACCGCUCGAGAGCAAUGAUAGUAGAAAAUCAUCGCAAAAAAUAAUCUCUUCGCGUGAUUCAAGUAAAGGGAGAUCUAAUCAACAGAAUUAUGGGCAACAGGGGAGAGGAGGCCGUUCUCAAGGAGGGGGCGGUGGACGUGGUGUAGAGCGUGAAGAUGCCAUAAACCUCGCGCGUAGCUUUUCAAGCAGACAAUCGCCGUCCGAAUCGUCGCCUUCGUAUCCAAAUAUGAUUUCCCGAAACAGUAGUCGAAGUGAUAGUCGAGAGGCGAGCGCUCCCAACAGUCGCAACAGUUCUAUACGUCGCGAAACGCCUGACAUUGAAGUCAAUCAAUUGAGAGGCAGUCAAUCCAUUUCGGCCGAAGACUUAGAAGAGAAAUGCAAGGUUUCUCUCAAAGAGUAUUUGAAUGUGAAGAACGUUGACGAACCGGAGUUAGAUGUUUGCAACUUAUGCAACGACUCCAACGCCGACGUCUACAUCUUGUCUGCAAUCAACUGCGCUCUCGAGAACUCUAGUCAGUCCGACCACUUCCUCAUCGGGAAACUUAUUAUUCAUUUAAUUAGUAAACAAUGUUUAAAACUCGACCACUUCUAUAAGGGGCUCAAUUCUAUACUCGAGUACUCCGGAGAUGUAGAACUGGAUGUGCCGAAGAUGUGGGACUAUAUCGGCAAUAUUAUUGCCCCUAUUUUUAACGUGGAAUUUACGACAAAAACGCCAACUAAUAAAUCAAAUAAUUCGGAACAAAAGUUAUCACAUUUUGUUGAAGACAUAGAAAACCUCGUCAAACAGAAGAAAUCUAAGGAUGAAAUACAGAAUUUUAUAUCCGUUAUUCAUCAAGACAUCGGAGAGACGACAUUAGACGAGCCGACAUUAAUAGCGAUCGCACCGCUUCUCCAGAAAUUCCUCGGCGGUGAACCAGACGGUGAACUCCAGGCUCUGAUAGUCCUACAGGAGCUGAUGGAGAGACUGCAACAUCCGCCAAACCUGCUGUUAAAGAUAUUCCAAUGCCUUUACGACCACAGCGUGAUAUCACACGACGGGUUCUUACAGUGGGAGAAGUGCGACGGCAACGGCUCUGGGAAAGCGGUGGCCGUGAAAAGUGUGGUUCGGUUCCUGACGUGGCUCAGGGAGAACGAGGACGACGAGGAGGAGAACGAGCCCAUCACCAGUUGAGUCAAUUCUCAUCGCUUAGUAAUUGAUUACCGAUAUUAACAAUGAUUUAAUUAUAAGAAUAAUUAUUAUAAAUAUAUAAAUAUAU
Medioppia subpectinata is the source of this 3523-nucleotide messenger RNA. NCBI's taxonomy places the organism in Eukaryota, Metazoa, Arthropoda, Arachnida, Sarcoptiformes, Oppiidae. The record is from the annotation of a GenBank genome assembly.